Arabidopsis lyrata subsp. lyrata is the source of this 781-nucleotide messenger RNA. Its product is annotated as probable prefoldin subunit 5. The coding region runs from base 157 to 513 and encodes 118 amino acids. Gene Ontology annotation, biological process: protein folding; regulation of DNA-templated transcription. The transcript is spliced from 4 exons. Gene Ontology annotation, cellular component: cytoplasm; prefoldin complex. NCBI's taxonomy places the organism in Eukaryota, Viridiplantae, Streptophyta, Magnoliopsida, Brassicales, Brassicaceae. The record is from RefSeq and is a predicted model, not a curated record.
GGCUCAAAUGGGCCAACAUGGGCCUUGAGGACUUCAACUCUGACGCUGAACUCCACUUAACGGGCCACACACACUUCGUCUCCAAGCUUUCGACCAAAAGAGAUUGAGCGAUUCGCAGACUCGAGGACGCGACUGUGAGAGAGAGAGAGAGAGAGAAUGGUGUCGUCAUCAUCGAGAGGAGAGAUGGAGAAGAUGGGAAUCGAUCAGCUGAAGGCGUUAAAGGAGCAAGCAGAUCUGGAAGUGAAUCUCCUUCAAAAUAGUCUUAACAGCAUCCGUACAGCCACCGUCCGUCUUGAUGCCGCCGCCGCAGCUCUCAACGAUCUCUCUCUUCGACCUCAAGGUAAGAAGAUGCUUGUACCACUGACUGCUUCUCUAUACGUUCCUGGGACACUUGAUGAAGCUGAUAAGGUUUUGGUUGAUAUUGGCACUGGUUACUUCGUCGAGAAAACAAUGGAUGAUGGAAAAGAUUAUUGUCAGAGGAAGAUUCACUUGCUCAAAUCAAACUUUAACUAACUUUUUGAGCAGGAUUAUCAGUCGAUAUUCUGGAAAACCUCUUGCUGCAGCCAUUUCUUCUUGGUAAGUGUUUAUGUUUUGAAGCUGUAGAUUGACUCGGUAUUGUUGUAAAGCGUGCAGAGGUGCAAUGGAAAUGAGACAGUAUAUAUAGAGGUUUGACAGGUAUUAGGGUUUUGGGAUAGAUUACAUAGGAAAUCUUAAUUAGCACGGUUUGGAUAUCUAAGAAAAUAUGUAAAUCGGCAUAUACGGUGAACAAAUAAGGAUAAUA